This is a messenger RNA of Herpailurus yagouaroundi (jaguarundi), 6047 nucleotides long. It is a transcript of the gene CUNH4orf50, whose product is annotated as chromosome unknown C4orf50 homolog. The record is from RefSeq and is a predicted model, not a curated record. NCBI's taxonomy places the organism in Eukaryota, Metazoa, Chordata, Mammalia, Carnivora, Felidae.
CGAACCCUGAGACCAUGACCUGAGCCGAAGCCGGACGCUUAACAGACAGAGCCACCCGGGCGCCCCAAGCCGGGCAUUUCCAGCUUGCACUUGCCCUUGCACUGCUCUGCAUCAGGCUGAGCACACUGGCUGCUCUUCCUCCCAGAGGCCCCAGAGUGCUCCCUCCUCAGGGUAAAUCGGACCAGGCCCUCCCUGCCUCUAAACACCCCCGGGACACCCCGCUGCCCACAGAGAGAUGCCCGAGUCUUUGUCCUGGCGCUCGAGGCCUGCACUCAUACGGCCCCGGCUCACCUUCUGUCCUCUGCCCUCACUUGCCCUCCAAGUGCCCGCGGGGCUGGCCACUCCCUUCGCCUGUCCUGCCGGUGCCGCGGGGCUUUGACCCCAAGGCUGCCUCCGCCCGCUGGAAGCCUGUGCUCAGGUCCGCCGGCGGGGGUCCUCCAUUCCUGAGUCAACUGACCCGGGUCCCGAGUGGGCUCCCUCCCACAGGACAUGCUUCUUCCCUUCGGGGCCUUGGUGCACUCCUUACCACUCCAGUUUUGGAUUUGGACCCGGUCUUGAAUCCUGACUCCGGCGCCUCCCAUACGUGAGGCCUGGAUGAGUUCCUCUACCUUCCGGAGCCUCUGUCUCAUCAUCCACAAAAUGGGCACGGUGAUGCCCACCUCCUAGGGUUACCGGGAUGGUUGGGCCGGCUAGGGUGACGUGACCCAGAGCGCGGGCGAUACCCGGAGCAGCACUGGCCCCCCAUCCCCUCUGCCUGGCGGGCUCUAGGUCCCUGAUUAACGUCUGCUGUCCUCAGAAAGGAGGCAUAGAACUUGAUUCACCACUGAGAAUUUAUAUUUCUGACGGUCCUGCCCGGAAAUCUCGUUUUAUCUCUCUGUGCGCAGCAUUAAGCGUUCAAUUCCAGGUGACUUUUCCGCAACUUUGUCUUGCUUUGGGUGAGUUCUGGCAUGCCAGCUUGUAAAACGAGAGGCGUUCAUUCAUAUUGUAUGAUGUGUGUGCCAGUGAAACCCAAGGCCUCAGAAAUACUCAUAAAUCAUUCACCUGUUCUUGCCCUCCUCAGAGGGUGUUGUCCCACACAAUCUGAAGGCACCGCGGCCUCCUGGAAAUCUCCAGAAAGUCAGAGUCGCAGAUCCACUUCGUGGCCUGAAGUCUUGACCCGUGAACUUUUGCACGCGAUGGAGCCCGCAGCCAGAGGGCGGACUGAGAAAAGCUUCAGCUAUGUUGUCAGAGCCCCCGGCAGCGAUGGGUUUGAUGUGAUGAACGUUGACGUGAAGAUCGACACGUGCUGGGUAUUCCAGGACGUAGAGGACGGUGGUGAGGGGCCCGGCUGUCUUCCGGCAGCGGGAAGCCCAGACACGGAUGCGGGCGUGCUCAGGAAGCAGCUGGAAUCCUCAGAGCAGAAACUGCUGGCAGCUGUGGACAAGCACGUGAUGUCGGAGUCCAGGCUCAGAAGCAGAAUCCAGGAGCUAGAGCUGUCGGAGAGGCAGCUCCUCCAGAGUGUGGACCAGCUGAACGCCCGCGUGUUGCAGGAAAGGAGCGACGCUGCCCGGGCCCAGGAGAAGCUCCAAGCCCUGCGGGACGAGCUUGCCAGCCAGGUUCUGGAGAAGGAGCGCGCGGCCAGGCGGCAGCGGUGGCGGCUGCGGCGGCUGCGGGAGCGGCUGCGGCGCAAGGACGAGGCGCUGGGGCGGCAGGCGGCGGCCCUGGAGCGCUGCCGAGGGACACAGCGGCGCCAGCUGGCCCUGGUGCGCGAGCAGGAGCGCGGCCUGCGGGAGCAGGUGCGGCGGCUGGAGCGGGACCCGGGGACCCGGCUCCCUCCCGAGUGGUUGGAGGAAGCAUCCUCCCAGCUCCCUUCUUGUGUCUUCCUCAAGGACGCCCUGAGCCAGCUUCACGACGAGCCACUGGCCCUGCCAGGGGAGGGCGCCCUGGAUGCCUGCCGAAGCCGAGGCUUGCAGACCACCCUCUGCUCCCACGGCGCCCCUGGCCCGAGAAGCUCAGCAGGCCAGCCCUCCGAGGCGUGCUGCUCCUGGGACCGUGUUGGGGCCGGGCGAGGCCCCUGUGUUGUGGUGGCAGGCCUGGAGGCCACAGAUGAGACCCUGGAAGACGUCCCAGGAUCUGACCGUGGACGGCGGACUCUGGCUGAGCCCAGCUUGGAUGCGCAGACUUUUCUCCUCAUCUGUGGCUGCCCCCCCCGGCAGUACAGGGAUGGCUCACUCCUCCCCGUGGAGCUGGCCGGGAUUUCGGAGCAGAGGCUAGCAGCUGCCCAGGUCCUGGUGCAGACGUCCACACUCCCUCCCUGGGGGCCGGCCGGGGACCCCCCUUCCUUGCCGCCACUGCUCCUGCUCCGGGAGGCUUCUCCACAAGAAUCCCAGAUGCGACGGACGCUGGACGCCAGGUUCCCACCUGCUCCCAGAGCCGGAGGACCCACCUGCCGGAAUCCCCACUGGAGAAGGGACCAGAAUGCCUCCCUCUGCCACGAGCCCCCCCAGAUCUCAAGUCACAAAUUCAAGUCACCCAGAGAUGUGAAAGGCGCUUGGAAGGAGGGAGGAGGGCCCCCAGAGUGGAGAACCGAGGAGUGGGGGGCGAGGAGGAGUCGGGGCAGGAAGGAGGCAGACCUUGGUGACGAGAGCAAGCUAAGUCAGGAAAGCCGAGACAACCCGAGCCUGGGGGACGGCGUCAGAGCCCCAGAGGGCCAGCUGGUCGAGAACAGGGCCUCAGAAACCCAGGCCUCUGUCCCCUGCCCUUGGCCCAGGCCAAAGCUCCCAUGGCCUCUUUUGCAGGAGGAGGCCCCCGUGUCAACUGAGGGUCCCGCACCCCUGAGUAGGAGGUGGAGGGAGGGAGGGCUUUUGUCACCGGAGGAGGAAGAGGCCCCCCCAGCCAGGGCCCAGGGCUCCCAGAGGCCAAGUCCGGGAGGCACUCAGCUCCUUGCAGGGCAGGGAGAGGAGGAAACGCUCGUGUGGUCUGCAAAUGCUCCGAAUCUGCAAGAGGAAAGCCCUGGGGACCAAAGGCAAGGAGAGAAGGAGGAGAAAGCACCGCCUCUAGAAGGGUCUCCUCUGGCCCACAGGGAUGUCCCUGGGGAGCCUGGCCCCGAGGAACGUGAGCACCAGGAAACGCUCUCCCCGGUGGCGGAGGGAGGUCUGACACUGUCUCCCCGAUCGGCCUUUCCACCCAGGGGAACUGAACCUACCAGUGAUCCGUGGGCUCUGAGCCAACAACCUGACAGGUCUGAGCUCAGAAGAGACGAAUUUGGGAAGGAGGCAGAAGCUUCUUCCCAGCAACUCUCCCUCCUGCAGCGUGGGGGCGGGGGGCGAUGGUGGCCAACCUCCACGCCGGCUGGAGGAAGCAAGAGUUUGGCUCGGAAACAGCACAGCCCCCCAGAGAAUGCUCACUCCCAGCAGGCUUUGGCAAACCAGGGCUCGGAUAUUUGUUUGGCCAGAGAGGUCAGACCCGGGGGGACCGAUGAAGAGGUCGGACCAGGCGGGACGGAGGACCUGGGGACCAGCACCGUUCUCCCAGGGAUGGUGCCUGAUUCAGAUGACGUGGGUCCGGGUCCAGGGUGGCCCUCCGAGCUGGGUGGGAACCAGCCCUCCCAGCCACUGAGAGCCCUUGAAGAAGAGAGGAGAAGCUUUCACCGGCUCAUCUCUGGGCUGAAACGAGAGAGAAGCCAAGUUUUACGUGACAACGCCGAGCUGCGGGGCGACCGAGAGAGAUGCCGUCGAAAAGUGUGCGCCCUCGAGGAAGAGCAGGAGAGAAAUGUGACCAAGAUGGCGGUCCUCGAACAGGACAACAGCAUGCUGGUCGGAGACAUCGCGCUCUUGAAGAGGGAGCUGGCCCAAUACCGGCAGGUCGUGUCUGACCUGGAAGACUGCAACGGGAAAAGUUAUGGCAAAAUUUCCGAGCUCGAAGAGGAGAACGAGCAGCUGAAAGGGCGCCUGGCCCAGCUUCAGAGAGCCACGGCCGAGAGCGCCAGAAAAUCCAAGGGCGUGAUGGAGCACGUCACGAUGGAAAACCGGGAGCUCAAGGCGCUGAUCUCGGAGCUCGGGGUCAGUUACAAAGAGCUGAUGAAGGGCGUGGUGGUGGGGAUAGAAGACACGGUCCAGGCCUUCAGGGGGGAGAACGCCCAUCUUCUGAGCAGGAUCCGCGUCCUGGAGACAGAAGUCGCGUUGGGGGCCAGCACAGCUGGGGGCCGCUUGGUGAGAGCGGAGGAGGGUCCGCAGGGGGAAAGCAAGAUGGUGGGGGGCAAGGAGGGUGCUGUGGAAAGGGGGGUGCAGGUGACUCAGCUGUCAGGGCAACUGACCGCAGAAGCCCACGGGCCGCCCUUGGAGGAGAAACCAGGUCUGGCUGGCAGGUGGAUGGGGCCUUCCUUACGCACGGAGAAUUCCAGAAAUGAUGGCAAUUCAGCCGCUUCGUCGCUGGUGGGGGGAAGUGCCGAGGUAUCCAGUGCCCCGCGAGGGAACAUCGACGGAGCAGGAGCGAGAGAAGCACGUUUGGAAAAGGAGGAGAAAAGACCAUGGUGUUCUGCAGACCCAGGGCGAGCUCUGAGGGCAAGCAACGGCCCCCAGGGCACGGAGACAGACGCCCCCAAAGAGGACCUCAGGCUGUGCAUUGGGCACCUCCAGCACCAGGUGCUGACCCUGCGGUGCCAGCUCAGAGACCAGGCUUCUGCCCACCGGGUACUGCAGGUGUCACAUGGGGAAGCCACCCGCCUCCGGGACCAGCUCAAGGGCGAGCUUGAGGAACUUCAGAGAAAGCAACACGAGGCAAAUUCGGCCGUGGCUCCUUUGAAGGCCAAGCUGGCUUCUCUGGUCCAGAAGUGCCGGGAGAGGAACCGCCUCAUCACGCACCUGCUGCGGGAGCUGCACCGACGCGGGGCCGAGGAUCACCUGCUCUCCGAGAUGGCACGGGGCAUGGUGGACGACGUGGCACUGGCCGAGUACGCGGCCACCUUCCUGGCUCCGGCGCUCCCAGAGACCAGCCACCACCUGGACGUCGAGUCUGAGACGGCAGCAGCUGUAAGAGCUCAGACAUACCUCCCGAAGCCCAAAACAGACAGUGUCAUCAUCCAAAGACCUUUGCAUUCAGAGUCCUGGCCUGUUCCCGAGGCUGAGUGGCCAGCACAGAACACGGCUAGACCGGAUUCACCAAAGCUUCCCCCGCCCUCGGGGCCGACGCCUGGUCCCGGAGCGUGUCCGUGUCCGGCUGCAGCCGCCGUGGAGCCCGCGAGCCCUGCGCGACGCCCGCGGGGAGAAGGCGGGCUGUCCUGUCCCGUCCUCCGUGCCGAUGACCCCCCGCCACCCUCUGAGCUCCUGAGUCCUGCGAGGAUCCUGGCUUUCCACAAAGAGCUCACACAAAGCAUUCGCAGCAAUGCCCAGGUCCAUCGAUCACCGCUGGAGUUAUAAAUUUAAUAGAAGCGCUCACGCUCCGGGGCCGUUUCAUAGACUCCAUAAAUAUUUGAAGCCGAGCCUUCAGACACGGCUUUAAGGAAUUGGUAGCAAUCAAAGCCCUCAUUCGGUGGCAAGUGGUUUUGCCUCUGGCUCGGGGGUCUGUGCCGCUCGUCGGAGCUUGGGAGAAAUACGUGACUGUGCCCGACACAUUCCGAGAGCUUUGUCAAGGCAGCAAAGGGAAUAUUUACGUACCAAAACCUAUUGGAAGACUGGUCCGGUGGUUCUCAACUGGGCGUGAUUUUUCCCAACCAGGGAAAAAAAAUUGGCAACGUCCGGAGACAUUUUCUAUGGUCCUAACUCGGAAGCCGCUCCCGGCAUCUAGAGGGUAGAGGCCGGGGAUGCUGUUAAACAUCCCAUGAUGCACAAGGCAGUGUCCUAGAACACAGGUAAUCCAGCCCAGAUGUCAACAGAGCCAGGGUUGGGAACCCCUGAACUGGUCUAUCAGCUCCUAACAUUGACAGCCACAGAGACCUGUGUUAUUAUUUUCCUGCCCUUGGGGCCCCUCCCCGUGUGUGAAAAGAGUUUUGUCUACUAGAUGAAAUGUUUGAUUUAAGUAUUUAAUUAUAUAUUUUACACGUUAAGGCAUUAAAACCCAUCGGAACUUUC